Anisakis simplex (herring worm) is the source of this 1014-nucleotide messenger RNA. NCBI's taxonomy places the organism in Eukaryota, Metazoa, Nematoda, Chromadorea, Rhabditida, Anisakidae. The record is from the annotation of a GenBank genome assembly.
AUGACCCCGGCCAAAUUGACCUCGGUCAAAUUGUUCCCGGUCAAAUUGAAUUCGGUCAAAUUGGUUUCGCCGUUGAGCUCGGAUAAAUUGAUCCCGGUCAAAUUGAAUUCGGUCAAAUUAACCCCAGUCGAAUUGAAUUCGGUCAAAUUGUUCCCGGCCAAAUUGAUCCCGGUCAAAUUGAUCCCGGUCAAAUUGAUCCCGGUCAAAUUGUUCCCGGGCGAGCGUCACGGCACCGCCGCCGAGCGUAUGCUCGCCGCGCAGAACCCGUUGUUCCCUUCGGACAAACCCAACCAAAUGUUCUCGGACGGCAAAUUGCCCCUCCCACAAAUGAUGGCUCCGCCCAUGCCUCCGCCUCCUGGCCCGCCCAUUCCACCACCCAACAUGCCGCCUCCGCCAAUGGGCGGUGCUCCGCCACCGCUCGUCUUUCCGCCGCCGCCUCCGCCCGUGCCGACGCCGGGCGCCACGCCCAUUCCGCCACCGCCUCCGCCGCCGGCACCGCCCACACCGAUGGGAACGCCACGCCCACCGCCACCAGUCAGCGCUCCGCCCCCGCUUUGGGGUCUACCGCCACCGCCGCCGAUCACGCCCGGAAUUCGACCGCCCGCGCCGACGCCGACGCCCACUCCGCCACCGCCACCACCGCCGCCGCGCAUGCUUCCGCCUGGAAUGCCGCCGAUACCGCCGCCUGGUCCGCCACCGAACGCUGGCGCCGCGUCGUCGGCCGGCGGCGCACCGCCGCCCACUCCGGGCGUUCCGCCACCUCCCGGCGCCGCGGCCGCCGCGUCGACGGGCGGUGGCGCCGGGGCUCCGCCCCCUGGUCGCCUGCCACCUCCGCCACCGUCAUCGUUCUAUGGCGCUGGCGGCGCUGCUGGUGGUGCGGGCGGUCCACCACGCCCACCACCACCGUUCGCUCCGCCCCCACCGCCUGGUGGCGUGCGUAUGGUACGCCCGCCGCCGCCGCCGUUUGCAGCGACGCCACGCCCCCCACACCCACCACCGCCUCCGUCCAACUGA